AUUUUUUUUUUUUUUGGUGAGAAACGAGAAUUCAGUUAGUGAUAAAAGCAGUUAUUUUAAAAUGUUAAAUAAAGCUGACAUUUAGUACUAAGCUUUAUUUUGAUUUUAAACACAAAAUGCAAUUUAAUUACGUGAUUAUUCUAAAGUUUUUGCUGCUUUUUGGAUCUGCUACAGCGCAGAUUAAAGGCAUUACAAGUGAUUAUCUGAAGGAAAUUGGUGAGUCGAAUGGUCCAUGCGAUGCUUAUUGUUUCAAAAUGCUGAAGCCUAUGCUCCCAACCAUAGAGGAAACAAAGAUCCAACUUAACUUCUAUGAAGAUUUCAUUCGAUCUAAAAAAUGAACAGAUUCUAGCAUUGAAAAGGAAACUAGCGAAUUUUCAAACUAAUGCGAUUUUGUACAAUGAGAGAAUCAAACAAAAGGAUGAGCUGAUUAUGCUCCUCCAGCAAAGAACUUGUUCUGAUAACAACAGCAACAAGAAAAGCGGAAAACGAGCUGGUUUGCUUGAGGCCAAAAAGAAUGAGACCAUUGAGGUUUCCAAAGAAUCGAACUUUAACAGUUCGAACCAAAUGGAAGCUGAUUCGAUUGGCAAUGAAACUAGAGAUGUUUUCACAUUCCAAGCCUCCAACUUCAGUUAUGCUAACCAGACAGAUGAUUUUCAGAUUGAAGAGUUGCCUCUAACUUGUCUUGGCUACGAGAAUUCAUCGGAUAUUAACGAGAUAAUGGUGCCCAAUGUGGGUAGACUUCGAGUGCUGUGUAAUGAAAGUGGUUGGGCAGUGAUUCUGAAUCGUUUCGAUGGUAGUGAAAAUUUUUAUAGGAACUGGUUUGAUUAUCGCAAAGGUUUUGGUAAUCUGCAGCGAGAGUUGUUCAUAGGAUUGGAGGUAUUGUAUCAGAUGACAACAUAUCAACGCUAUGAAUUGCAUAUUGAGCUUACGGAUUUCCAAAAUAAUGUUCGCAAAGCCAACUACAACAAUUUUAUCAUUGGCAGCGAAGAGGAGGCUUAUAAGUUAAAGGAUCUAGGAUCUUAUGAGGGAGAUCUUGGAGAUGCUCUGCCCUACAAUAUUGGGCAGAAAUUCACAACUUUCGAUUCGGAUAACGAUAAAUGGCUUGAAGGAAAUUGCGCCAUUUACUAUUCAAGUGGCGGAUGGUACGAUCGAUGUGCUAAUAGCAAUCUAUUUGGCAAAUUCUUUCACUCUGAGGUAGAGAAUAAGCAAGGCAUCUGGUGGUACAGAUGGAAGGGAUACAAGACUUUGCGAGCUGUCAAAAUGAUGAUCCGUCCGAGGGAUUGAUCUUUAUAAAAUGUCAGUAUUUGUGUGUCGCGAGUUUAGAACCACAAAGUUAAUAAAUUGCGGAAAAUGUUUGCUGUGAA
Drosophila nasuta is the source of this 1364-nucleotide messenger RNA. RefSeq names its product microfibril-associated glycoprotein 4-like. The coding region runs from base 310 to 1284 and encodes 324 amino acids. The transcript has 3 exons. The record is from RefSeq and is a predicted model, not a curated record. NCBI's taxonomy places the organism in Eukaryota, Metazoa, Arthropoda, Insecta, Diptera, Drosophilidae.